UAAUAAAUUAAAGGAUUCAGUCAUUGUCUCGUUCUUCUAAAAACACGACAUACAUUUAGUCUUACCAUGGCACCUCUUCAAGAACCAAAAUUUACAAAAACUGAUUGCGCAAAAAUAAUAUCAGCAAAACUGCAAACCGAAAAUUUCACUCUUGUCAACUUCAAGGAAGAAACAUUUGACAAAAUCCGGGGUUUUUUGGGAGAUCAUACCACUCUUACCAUCACCAUAAAAUCUAAUGGAAAUGAAGAAAAUCACCGUUUUUUUGUCAAAUCUCUGCCCCAAGUCUACUCUCAGCGAAAUUUCGUUUUGGAAGUGAACGCAUUUUUCAAGGAAAAAGGUUUUUUCACGAAAUACUGUGAGUUUUUGAAACAAUUUUCCAUCUACCAACUUUUGGACGAUAUAAUCCCAACUUGUCGUCUGAUCAAAGACGACAGUUUUGUUUUCGAAGAUUUGUCAACCAAAGGCUAUGUUACGUUCCCUUCACGCGAGUCUUUGACCCUUGACUGUGUCAAAGUGGCUGUUGCAAGUUUGGCAAAAUUACACGCAAGUGGACUUAUCCUUGAAGAGAAGACUUUAUCCACAUUGAACCAAAAACUGGAAAAGGAACUAGCUGAAGCCUUUUAUUCUAAUUCUGAAUCGGUGAAAGCCAGCAUGGAAGCGUUCAAAACCGGCGCUUAUGCAGUUAUUGACCUCUCCCACAAACCCACAAUGAAAAUAUCAAACGAAUGGUUUAAACAAAAACUCAGCGAAGUUCUCGACUUGCAAAAAUUGUAUGCAGCACCAUCGAGGAAAUUCCGCAACACGAUUUGUCACGGUGAUGUUUGGACGGGGAAUUUCAUGUUCAAACUGGACCAAAAACCGAAAACUUGCGUCCUUGUCGACUUCCAGGCUUGCAGAUAUGGACCUCCAGCGCAAGAUGUUAUUACCUUUUUGUAUUUGACCACAAACAGGGAUUUCAGAGGAAAACACCAAGAAGAAGUCCUUGGGUUCUACUACAAACAACUGGACUCGAUUUUGGACCAGUUUGGGUUUAAAAAUCUCAUCACGAAGGAAGAAUUUGAUGAAAGUUGUCGGUUUUACAAACGUUAUGCUAUGGUUCAAGCUGUUCUUCUUUUCCAAAUUGUUAUCAUGUCUGAAGAGGUGGCGAGUGAAUUGUUUGCAAAUCAAGAUAAAGUCUUGUCGGUGUUAUUUAAAGAAAAAUACGAUUUUAUGAUGGAAGUUUGUCAAAAGGAUCCGAUUUUUAAGAAAAUGAAUUUUGAGGCUAUUGCUGAACUUAGGGAAUUUUUCGAGGAUCAAAUUUAAUAUGAAAUAAUUGUCAAAAUAAAUUUAUUACAAAUAA
Messenger RNA from Tribolium madens (black flour beetle), 1339 nucleotides. RefSeq lists its product as uncharacterized. The coding region runs from base 67 to 1302 and encodes 411 amino acids. The record is from RefSeq and is a predicted model, not a curated record. The transcript has a single exon. NCBI's taxonomy places the organism in Eukaryota, Metazoa, Arthropoda, Insecta, Coleoptera, Tenebrionidae.